Paramecium pentaurelia is the source of this 1480-nucleotide messenger RNA. NCBI's taxonomy places the organism in Eukaryota, Ciliophora, Oligohymenophorea, Peniculida, Parameciidae. The record is from the annotation of a GenBank genome assembly.
AUGAAUCCUAAUUACAAUGAAAUUCUAAAAUAGAUUAUGGAUUUUAAAUAAGAAGGAAUAAGGACACUCAUAUCUGGUUUACUUGUUAAAUUGGUAAUUUAAUCUAUUAUUAUAGAUUAUUGGACUCUUUUUUGCAUGGCCAAUUUUAUAAUCAUAUCAUGAAAUCUUAAUUGGAUAUAAGGACCUUAAUCAUUAAUACAUUCUAUAUAUAAGUUAUGCUCUUAUGAUUUUAAUCAUGAAUUUAUUCAUACCUCAUACUGACUUCUUCCUUAAGAAAUUAGGACCUCAAACUUUAAUUUGCUUAUUUGUUUGUUUAAUUGGAAUGUCAUUCAUGUUAAUUGCUAUUUUUGAUUAAGUAUAAAUAUCUAAAAGAAUCAAUUUAGAAUUGGGUCAUUCAUUUGUUACUACAAUUAUUUAUCAUUGCCCCUUCUGUUGGAAUUCUAUACUCAACACCAUUUCUCAUAUCUUGGAGAUACUUUGUUAAAUAGAAAUGUAUAUUUAUUAUUAUUAUAUUUUAUUAGAACACUUAAAUUCUAUGUUCCAAAUAUUCAUUGGAUAAGGUGCUUUUUUAGCAUUAAGAAUAUUUGAAUCUAAUUAAGCAAAUCAAUUAAAAUUGUAUUUUGAUAAUGAACAAUAUUUUUGUGGAGAAUGCUUCAAUCUUUAAACUAGGCAAUCCCUUAGAAGUCUCACAAUAUGGGUUUUUAUUUUAGGAAUUGUAGCAGCACUCUUAGUAAAAUAACUAGAUGGAGAUUUAGCUGAUAGUGUUGUGGAUUAUGAUCUACUUGCAUUUGUUCAUUUAGAUCUUAAAUAAUAAUAAGACAGCAGGUAUUCAUAAGAUGAGAGCCAUCAAUCAUUAGAUUAAUCUAUCACAUUUACCUAAUCCUUAUCCACUAAACCAUUUUAAAUCAUGUCCAUUUUAGUAGUAUCAUCAUCUCUCUUGCCUUAUUUAAUAUUCUGUUAAUAUUAGAGAAUUCAAUCAGCCUUAGGAAUAAGCUAUACUUAAUCAAAUAUCUCUUUUUUAAUAUCAAUCUUGUUAUAUGGAUUUAUGAGAUAGGUUUAUAACUAUUUUAUCUCAGAUUGGCCAUACAAACUUGUCGUUAAAGGAUUAGUCUAAAUGAAUGUAUUCACAAUUAUCAUCUAUUUUAGAUGCUCUUAAUUCUAAUAUUUAUUGCUUCGCUUUGGUUUCAUAAUCCUUUGUUAAUUAACAUAUUGUGUUCAAUUUAUGUAGUUUCCAUAGCCCUUUUGUUCUCAGUUAUUAGUAAUUCCAUUCCUAAAAUUUUUGGAUCUAUGGCAAGUCAAGGAGUAUUCUCCUUCAUGUUGACCCUUAUGGGGUUGAGUGCUGUUAUUUCAAAUUCUAUUUCUUACUUUUUUCCUUAAGAGGUAUAUCAAUAAAUAUGUUUAGACAAUAAAAAAUAUGUUAUUUUACUUUUCCAUUAUAGUAUUUUUUUGUUAAAUGGUUGUGUAUAGAAUUGCUAAUUGA